AUGCUCUUUCCCAUCCCCCCCGCUGAGACCGUCGUCUCACCCGUGGGCCCGGUCCGUCCGAGCGGACGGGACGACUUCGCCACGCUCAGAGCUGGUCUCGAGAGCUGCUGGUCGGCGGGCUUCACGGCGGAGUUGUGCUGCGACGUGCCGACCUAUGGUGAAGAAGGGAAUCCCAGCUGUUGGGAUGGAGAGUUCAACUUCCAGCGCUGUUGUUCCGGCGCUGCUCUGCCGACUGCCACGGCUGAAGACGCCGUCCGGGUGGAGGUGGAGCAGUUUGCGGCGCCGGCAUUGGGGCAUCCACCAGAGGAGCUGAGCGUGGGGCUCUUUCCCACCUACGAGCCGGGCAAGGACUGCUGGACAGGCAGUGCUGCCACCUAUGCCCGCUGCUGCGACUUGAGGAUUAGCCCCAUGGGCGAUAUCUUCAACUGCUGGGACAACAAUCGCUUCACCUUUGAACGCUGCUGCUUCUUGGGCGAGGCGGCCCCGGGGCAAAGUCCCCCGAAGCCGCUGCUGCGCCCCGCGCUGCUGCGUGCCGACCAGGCGAAGCCUGCUGAGGCCGCGGCGCUGCGGCCGGCAGGCCGAGAAUGCUGGGUUCAGGGCUUUACCUAUGCCGCCUGUUGCCUGGGCGGCCUGGGCACUUGCUGGGACGAACACUUCACGCGAGAGGCCUGCUGUGAUGGCCUCCCCCAACUCCCCGAGGUGGGAGCCACCGUGAAGUCGUCAGACCCCUCGGUGGAUUGCCUCCAAAUGGCCCAGCUGGCGGUCUUGGAUCUGGAGCAGACGCCGCGGCAAUGCUCGCAGCGCUACUGGUACCUGGCGAGCAUGGGCGCUGGCUUGAUUGCCACGGAGCGCUUGGGGAUCCCACGCUGGUUCCCGGUGGAGCAGGUGGCGGCGGUGAAGCCCUUGCGGCCUCAGAGGAUGCACUUUGUGGGAGGCCUUUGCCUGCCGGUCAGCUGUAGCACCGAGGUCGUGGCCUCCUACCUGGCCCCUUUGGUGGUUCCCUGGUGGCGCAGCCCCCGGCGGGCGCCAUCAGCCCUCAACGCGAGCCACAUGGUUUUGCCACCACCGCUGGCGGUGAGGCACAAGGUCUACCCGCGCGAAGAGAACCAGUGGAGCUUUCAGAUGUUCACAGCUCUUCGGCCUCGCUUGGGGGAGAAGUUGGGUGAUUUGGAGCGUUGGGACUUCGCCAUCCUCCUGUAUGAUCCACUGCCCAGAUUUGGGCUGUCCAGACAGCUGAUGCUGGUCCUCAGCUUCUUGGUGAUCAUGGUCUUUUUCUACCUCGCACCCAGGGAGAUUGAUGCAGAGAGCUCCUUUCUCUCUCCGCACUUCCAUUGGGUGCGCUUGGGCCUGUCGAGAGGACCGAAGCACCUGGAAGUCACCCGCCUGCUGCUCACUCUGGUGGUGCUCUACAUCCAUGUCAUCGACCAUGGCCCCUGGCUGCCGGUUCCCCACCGAAGCUUUGGAGCGUCGUUGAUGCUCUUCCGCAGCUGCCUUAGCCGGGUGAACAUUGGCUUCGUGGUCUUGAUGGUUCAUCUGAGCAUCAGUCGCCGCUCCCUGAAGCAGGCGCCCUCUGCUUGGUCUUGGAUGAAGGGCGUGGCCUAUCAUGCCUUAAAGAGAUGGUUCGUGAUCAGCCCAGUGGUGACCUUUUGGACCUUCGUCUUUAUCCACGCACCCUUCGACGGAGUGCCGAUGAACAACAUCUUGAAGUCCAAUCCGCUCUACCUUUGGUAUGGGGAACGGAGAGAUCACUGCGAUGACACCAUGAGCUUUGUGAGCAGCAUCCUGCUGAUCCAUGCACCAGUCAUGGGUUUGCGCUCUCCCUGCCAUAAUACGGACAUCUUCGAAAGUCUAUUUCAGGUGGACUUAGUGGUCUUCGGAUUGCUCUCUGCCUUGGGUCGGGCGCGAGCGGCGCAGCUGGCGCAUCUCCUCUGGGUGUUGGCGGUGGCCAUGAGCUACCAGCAGAUGAGCCCGAUUCCCGAGGCCUCCUUCAAUGACACCUGCCACACCUUCGCAUCCUUGUUGCCCUCCGCCAUGGCAACCUUGGCCAUCUCGUGGUGGCUGCCCAAGCCCGAGCUGCCGCAUGCGCCGCGCCGCGGGCGGAUGCGCUGCCUCGCGACCUUGGCCAUCGCAGGAAUCCUGGCGUCCGGUCUACAGGAUGGCAUGCUCCACAGCGACUUCCAGUGGCCAGCGGCGCUCCAACCCUUGGCCGACUGGGUGAAGUUGAUGCACAUGCCGAAUCGAUCCUAUGUGCUUCCCUGCCAUUGCUACGAGCUGCUGCUGGUGUUUGGUCUGCUGGUGCACUUGAAGCAAGGCUGGCUUGGUGUGCACCGACAGGAGUCUUGGUCCGGACUGAGGGCCUUGGCGCGGAUGUCGGCCGGCGUGUGUGCCUCGAACCUCUUCAUGCUCCACCUCGCAGGGGCCUUCAUCUACGAGGAGCCGGUGGACUUGAACGUCUUCUCCUUCUGGGCGCAUUUGCUCAUGGUCUUCGCCUCCUCCUUGCUGGCCUCCAUCAUGGUGCAUGGCUUGAUCGAAGGCCCGUUCGCGUGCAUGCUCACGGAUGGCCUUCCACAGGACGUGGUGGCCUUCCCGGCCGCCGCGGCGGCGGCGUAG
Molecule: messenger RNA, 2610 nt
Organism: Durusdinium trenchii
Lineage: Eukaryota; Dinophyceae; Suessiales; Symbiodiniaceae
Source: the annotation of a GenBank genome assembly